AUGUUAUUUUUGUGCUCUCACAAAAAGCCAAAAAGUGAAGAUCGGAUAUUAAAGUCUUCAUCGAGUCCUGAAGAUUCGAAGAAAAGUGUUGAAGUUUGUAUGAGUAAGGAGGAGGGCAAAAAAAGUAAACCGAAAUCAAGGUCGAAAUCAAAAUCGAAAGAAAGAAGUGGAAUGCCAAGUGAGAGUUCGGAUAGUAAUAAUAACAAUGUUAUCAGCAAUAAUAAUGUGGAUCAAGAAAAUGAUGAAAAUGAAGCUGAAAAAUCCAAAUCCAAAUCAAUUUCAUCUACAAAGCAAACUUCUAAAAGACAGAAAAGUCGAGAAAAAAGUCGGGAAAAAAGCAGAGAGAAAACCCGGGACAAAACCAAAGAUGCAUCUCGUCGUCGACCGGGUUAUGACAAAAGUUUGAUCGCAAUUCAGGAAGCCGCAUUAGAAGACGUUUUUAAUGAGGAUGGAAGUGUUAAAGCUCCGGAUUCUGUUGCUGCCAAAAAGAAAACUGCAAAAAAUAAGAAAGAUAAAACUGACGAAGAUCGGACUUGUGAAACAGGAAGAACUGUCACAAUAACGAAAACUUGUGAAGAACCGUAUUUUUGA
Molecule: messenger RNA, 591 nt
Organism: Caenorhabditis angaria
Lineage: Eukaryota; Metazoa; Nematoda; Chromadorea; Rhabditida; Rhabditidae
Source: the annotation of a GenBank genome assembly